CAGAACAUCUAUGAACAUCUUGUGGACAUCACUGAAUGAACAACUGCGGAUGUGUCUGAGUUGGUUCGUUAGUACAGUUAGUACGGUAGUCAGUUAUCACCUUCCUACAGACCACUAUUUAAUUUUCAAGAGAUUAUGAGACCUGGUUUUGCUCUUGGAUGGAUCUGUUGGCUCAACCAGUAUCUUGCGCGUAUGGUGUGUUGUUAUACGGCGGAUGGCUGUGUUGAAGAGAUCGAAGGUGACGGAACUGAAUAGCUCCAACUGCUCCGGAUGCGAGUGCAUGAUGGAGUAGUGCUAACUGGUGAGGGAGAAAGGUCAAGCGUGGAGGGUACGUGUCGGAUGCCGGUGAAGGAUCCGAAUGACGAGGAGCGAAACCUCUGACAAGGCGAUUGGCAGGAAGCCAGUGCUUGCAAGUUUGCCCGCGUCGUGGUACGCCUCGAUCGUGGCAUCAUGGAGAAUGGUGGCCAGACCUGCCCCUCAGAUGUCGGUGUUCGGGAAGAUCUGGUAAAGAGUGAAGAUCAGAGCGACAAAUUGGACGCAAGAUCGAAAGAAGGCGUGGACUGUGUUCUCCACGAAGUGAAUCGGCAGAUGGAUGGGAUUACGAGCCAAUUCGACGUUUGGAUCGUUUGGGUCGUACGACUACGGACCAAAGAAACGGAUACCCGACGGGUGCGAACAGUCUCGUGUGAAUCCUACCAGUCAAGCCAGCGGACCGAGAAGAAUUACGACGAGGGAAGUACGCUUCAGUACAGCGUAGUGUAGUCGUCGAGGAACCAACAGAGAAAAGUGAAGGUAAAGCGAUAUUGCCGACAAGCGGGCGACAUGCUGUUACCUAGAAAGCGAUGGAAGUCCAAAGGUCAACUCCAACGGUCAAAGCUAUGCGCAGGAGACCUCUUUGACAGUGGGAACUACAGCCAUCCAACCGAAAAGAAAGCCAUAGAUAUUUACCACCAGUGCAUGAAUCAAACGCACGAAAUUUCCUCAGAAUCCCGCGACCAAACCUUGUUUAGCACCGUGAACGACCUGCUGGGUGGAUGGUCACUGCUCAAUGAACAGUCCAAUGUGUCCGCCGUUCGUCUGAAAGACACUCUCAUUCGUCUGCAGCAGAACAACAUCCAGACCUUCGGUCUUCUGUACGUUGGUGACAAUAUCGUGUCCGGCGACGAGCAGAUCCUGUACUUCAUGGCGCCUGAACGUCUCGCACUGCGGGCCGCACAGUGGCAGCCAAAUGCACUGGACAACGCCCAUGUCAACAGCACCAUUAAUAACACAUUCGUAAAACUGUUCCAAGCUUGGAUUCCCAUCGUGCAGCAGUUAGCUAAUGCGACCAAUACGAACGUCCAAUGGUCUACAAACUGAAAACCGGCUAAAGGGAGCCAUUAUGUUAGAAGCCGUGCUAAAUGCGGGUGUAAAAGGAAGCCAGGAUGGUUUGAGGCGGAUAGCGUUCGGUGACCUUUCGGCAUCGCCAUACCGUUCGCAGUUUCUGGCCAAUUUUCUGCCGGUCUUCAAUGCCAUGCUGAAAGCUUUCAGGGUGAAUUUCCAAGCCACAACGACCACAAAGUUUGGGGACACCAGAACAGGGUAUCUUCUUCAUCUGGACAAAACGAUGGCGCAGUUGGAAGCGCAGGGAAACGCGGGACAGACGACAUUGGCCGAUUGGUUAUGGUGGAACGCCGUCCAUCGUUAUCUCUAUCAACCGACGCACCAGUGCGUGGAGCUGGUAAAAGCAAGCAUGCCGUUGACCGUCUCGGGGUUGUUCUUUAAGACAUACAUCGGGCACAGAGCUCUACAAAAGGUCAACACAAAAACUUUUAUUUAUCGAACAGAGAGCGAUUACUGGAUUUUAUCCGAUAUGCGGAGGCAGAUCAUGAGCGAGGUCCCGCCGGCGCGCCAGCUCCAAGACUUUACACUGGCACUGCGUGGAUAGCUGCACAUAUAGCAUCAAAGUUAUUUAGCUGCAGCACCGCACACCAGACGAAUUCAUAAGAUUACGUUCAAAAUUGUUAACCCAUACAUCGUCUUUAAAAGGUGCCGUAACAAUAGCGUUCCGAUACAGACAGCUGAUGACGACUGGACCGGCAUCCGGCACCUGCCAGCGAUCUUCAUCCUGGUACCGGUCCUUCAACCCGCAUAAUCUGAAGCCUGAAUCCUUGCAGGCGAAGACAAGUUCCCCGUUCAUCCGGAUAUUCCGUGACACAAAGUAAUGCAAUUCCCGCAGAUGUUUCUCGCAGUUCUCCGUCAUCUCCGGAGCCCCAAUGUUUUCCAUCAGGCAACCCAUCAUACUACGAGAACCACAAUGACCAUCGACUAUCCAGUUCAAUAUCGAAGUGAAACUUCACUUACUGGUGCGCGGGCGCAUGCAUAUUGCCUCCACAACAGUUGCAGAUUAUGUUGGCAAAAUCCGGUGAACCCGGGCUACCAAUAGAUCUAUUGGUGACCCAGAGUCACUAUGUUUUUGUAAAGGCGAAAGUAUUGACAUCGGAAAUUUCAAAUGGGGUUCGCGUUGCGGUCCUUUUAAAAGCGGACUGGAUGGACCGCGCAAAGCAAAAUGCAGCGGUGGACAAGCUUAAUCAUACACUGCGAAUGGUCGGUUAUCCCGAAGAGUUCUUGCGCAACUGGACAAUACUCGACCAACUUUAUGCAAAGAUUGAAUUAAAACGGACAUUUACCGAGACACUGCGCACCAUCGAUCAAAGCAACAGUUGGAUCAACUUGCAGAAACUCCUCAUCCGCACCCGCAAUAAUCCGUACUAUCCAACCGACCUCACAUCGGCCAAUGCAGAAAUGAUUCGUUACCGCAACUACGACCUUGUAAUUCCAGCGGCAUAUUUACAGCCACCCAUAUUGUACGCGGGCAACCUAGACAUUGUUAACUAUGCCCGGCUGGGUGCUUCUAUUGGCCACGAAUUCAUUCACGGCUUUGAUAUUUUCGGUAAAGACGUUGGAAAAGUCGGCAAACCGCUCAGUUGGAGGACGAAUGUGACACAGAGCAACUACAAUGCGAGAAAAUACACCUUAGUGGAUCUUUACAACAGUUUCAGUUCGCCCAUCAACAGUGUGGACGGUCAGCGAACACUCAACGAGAACAUCGCCGACAAUGGCGGAAUUCGUGCUGCAUACCUGGCUUUUCAUAAUUUUAUGAGCCGCACAGGAUACCGCAUCAAAUUGCCGGGGUUGGAGGAAAUGAACGAAGACCAACUGUUCUGGUUGGUUGCUGCACAGAAAUCUUGCACGCGGCAUCCGAAAUUGGCUGACCCCGAGCACGCACCGCUACGCUUCCGUGUGCUCGGAACCCUCAUGAACAAUCCGGAUUUCGGUUCAGCUUACAACUGUCCUCUGGGGUCUCCGAUGAACCCCUGGAUUAAGGCGUGGUAGAGACGUCUCGCUUAACAUUGCGUUGCUGUCAAAAAACACUAAAAUCAGCAGAUGCGGCGAAUCUUAAUUAAAAACUGAUAAGAAAGAGCGCAAAAAAAGCGAAAAUUCCCGUGAUGGAAACCUCAUCGUUGAGUGUUAACAUUAGUGGGGAGAGCGUUACAUGAAAUAACUGGUGGUUAUUCAUAAAACUAGCUAGACAUAUUAAUGGAUUACAUUCACCGAUAACUGCAUACCGGCUGUUGUAAUUGUCGAAACCGUACGAUUGGGCGUGUGAAAAUUAAUUUCGUUUUUCUAAAGAUUCGACGCGCGACUUUUAGCUGUGAACGCAUCUGGCCGCCGGACAUGCGGACGCUGAAACAUUAUGCUUUGGGACGUAGUGCUUCGGGUUGUUCCCAAUUUGCAGCAAGCAACAGCAAAUUGCAUCCCACUGAAAUUUUCUUCGUUUUUAUGUACGUAUAUGGGGAUCACGGUUUUACUGAAAGCUCAUCCGGGUUCUGUUCAUAAUAACGACAAGAAUCAACCGAA
Molecule: messenger RNA, 3900 nt
Organism: Paramacrobiotus metropolitanus
Lineage: Eukaryota; Metazoa; Tardigrada; Eutardigrada; Parachela; Macrobiotidae
Product: endothelin-converting enzyme homolog
Exons: 11
Coding region: 2389-3375 (328 amino acids)
Biological process (GO): protein processing
Cellular component (GO): plasma membrane
Molecular function (GO): metalloendopeptidase activity
Source: RefSeq, a predicted model, not a curated record